Molecule: messenger RNA, 1864 nt
Organism: Drosophila pseudoobscura
Lineage: Eukaryota; Metazoa; Arthropoda; Insecta; Diptera; Drosophilidae
Gene: Or45a
Product: Odorant receptor 45a
Exons: 2
Coding region: 27-1172 (381 amino acids)
Biological process (GO): detection of chemical stimulus involved in sensory perception of smell; sensory perception of smell
Cellular component (GO): plasma membrane
Molecular function (GO): odorant binding; olfactory receptor activity
Source: RefSeq, a predicted model, not a curated record
UGGCUCAGAUUCAGUUGCCUGCGGACAUGGAUGACAGCUACUUCUCGAUACAGCGGCGUGCCCUGGAAAUCGUCGGGUUCGACCCCAGCACACAGCGCCUGCACAUGAGACGGCCCCUGUGGGCUGGGCUCCUCAUCCUGUCCCUGGUCUCGCACAACUGGCCGAUGAUCGUCUAUGGCCUGCAGGAUCUCAGCGAUCUUACCCGGCUCACCGACAACCUGGCCGUCUUCAUGCAGGGAUCCCUCUGCACCCUCAAGUUCCUGGCCUUCAUCGUGAAGCGGCGCCGCAUCGGCGCCUUGGUGCAUCGCCUGCACGGGCUCAACCAGGAGGCUUGUGCCAGCCCCCUGCAGCGGGAGAAGAUCCUCCGGGAGAACCGAUUGGACAUGUAUGUAUCGAGAGCGUUCAGGAAUGCCGCUUACGCGGUGACUGUUGCCUCUAUGAUAGCCCCCAUGCUGAACGGCCUGACUGCCUACCUAACCGAGGGCGUCUUCCGGCCGACCACGCCCAUGGAGUUCAACUUCUGGCUGGACGAGCGGCAGGCCCGCUUCUAUUGGCCCAUCUACGCGUGGGGCGUGCUGGGCGUGGCAGCCGCCGUGUGGCUGGCCAUAGUAGCCGAUACGCUCUUCUCCUGGCUGGUGCACAACGUGGUGGCGCAGUUCCAGCUGCUGAAGCUGCUCCUGGCAGACAAGGAACGGCAGCAGGCGGCGGACAGUGACAGCCACCUGGCCGAGUGUAUUCGACGCCACCGCCUGGCCCUGGAACUGGCCCGAGAGCUGAGCGCCAUCUUCGCGGAGAUCGUGUUCGUGCAGUACAUGCUCAGCUACCUGCAGCUCUGCAUGCUGGCGUUCCGCUUCACCCGCAGCGGCUGGAGCUCCCAGGUGCCCUUCCGCGCUGCCUUCCUGGUGACGGUGUUCAUCCAGCUGAGCUCCUAUUGCUACGGCGGGGAGUACCUCAAGCAGCAGAGCUCCGGCGUGGCCCUGGCCGUCUACUCCGGCUGCGACUGGUCGCAGAUGCCCCCGGCCAGGCGUCGCCUCUGGCAGAUGAUGAUCAUGCGGGCCCAAAGGCCAGCCAAAGUGUUUGGCUACAUGUUCGAUGUGGAUCUGCCGCUGCUCCUCUGGGUAACAAGGACGACGGGCUCGUUUCUGGCCCUGCUGCGGACAUUCGAGCGAUAAAGGGAUGCGGCUGCACUCUCCAUUUAGUCUCAAAAGCACUCAAAAUAAGACACUAAUUUGCUGCCAUUUGAAAGUUUUUUGGCAAAUCCUCACACCGAAACGACCGACCGUUACACCUGCCACUUGCCAUAUACUGAGGCUGCCACGAGCAGGGGAAAUUGAAAUUCAUGAGCGAAUUCCAUACGAGCAACACACAAAACGUGCCCAUGCAUGUGUUCGGAGCCCCGUAGCUGAAGCCGGAAUUUGUUAACUGGAAAUAUGCAACAGCAGCAAGAGCAGCAGCAACAAUAUCACUGGCAACAUUCAGAAGAAGAACAAGUUGUUGAAAAAUAGCUGCCUGAACUAUGUGCACCAUUCCCAGCCAUUAGCCCCGGAGUCCUUUGGCUCAGAAAGGGAUGUGAUACAGGCUACGGCUCCAGCUCCAGCCCCAGCUAUAGCUUCUGCUCUGAAUCCUGCUCAGGUGCUGUUAGUCUCUUGGAAUGCGACCCCCCAGCCUUCCACCGUUCUUCAGCCUGUGGAAUGUUCAGUUUGGAACUGCCGAGAUUCGGCUACAGUUGGAGUUCAAGUUGGCAGCCAGGAAUUUCUUUUAUUACAUUUUGCAACUCGAAAAUUUCCACAUGCAACAAAAGUCCGAGAAGACGACAAAUUGUAUGCGGUCGGAGGUGGAUGGCUCCUUAGCUUCUAUAACAAAU